GGGAGUAUAAAACCCAGGUGUGGAUUUUGUGAUCAGAAUAUAAUAUCUCUCAUUUUGGCAAGUGGUAGUUGUUGCAGAAGAGUAAAAUAGUAAAGAGUCACAGCUGAGACACGGAAGAAGAUGCCUUGCCUAAACCUUUCAACCAACGUCAAUCUCGACGGCGUCGACACCUCCGCCAUCCUUUCCGAAGCCACCUCUUCCGUCGCUAAACUCAUCGGCAAACCUGAGGCCUAUGUGAUGAUUGUGUUGAAGGGUUCAGUACCCAUGUCAUUUGGUGGUACUGAGCAGCCAGCUGCCUAUGGAGAACUGGUAUCAAUUGGGGGCCUUAAUCCAGAUGUGAACAAGAAACUGAGUGCUGCAAUUGCUGCAAUUCUUGAAACCAAGCUACAAGUGCCUAAGUCACGGUUUUUCCUCAAAUUCUAUGACACAAAGGGUUCCAACUUUGGAUGGAACGGAUCCACCUUCUGAGCCUGGCAUGUUCUGAAUUUCUCGAAACAUCAGUGAUGUCUAUUCAAAACAAUCUUACUCGUACGGUGAACUGGUGUGAGAAGAAAUUCUUAAAACUUGGCAUGGUAUUUUAAGUUGUUUAUCUACGUGUUUCUGUAGGGAUUAUGAUAUGUAAACGUUCAUGAACACUAAUCCAGCCAGGAGCAGUAUGUUGUCUUGGCUAUUGGCAGUCUUCAAAUAAAAACGUUGAAACUUUUACUA
Messenger RNA from Gossypium raimondii (Peruvian cotton), 708 nucleotides. RefSeq lists its product as uncharacterized. Bases 121 to 468 code for a protein of 115 amino acids. The transcript has 3 exons. The record is from RefSeq and is a predicted model, not a curated record. NCBI's taxonomy places the organism in Eukaryota, Viridiplantae, Streptophyta, Magnoliopsida, Malvales, Malvaceae. Gene Ontology annotation, molecular function: phenylpyruvate tautomerase activity.